Messenger RNA from Micromonas commoda, 1020 nucleotides. RefSeq lists its product with no specific name. The record is from RefSeq and is a predicted model, not a curated record. Gene Ontology annotation, cellular component: intracellular membrane-bounded organelle; endoplasmic reticulum membrane. NCBI's taxonomy places the organism in Eukaryota, Viridiplantae, Chlorophyta, Mamiellophyceae, Mamiellales, Mamiellaceae. The transcript is spliced from 2 exons. Gene Ontology annotation, biological process: lipid biosynthetic process; protein N-linked glycosylation. The coding region runs from base 64 to 957 and encodes 297 amino acids. Gene Ontology annotation, molecular function: dolichyldiphosphatase activity.
CGGGCUUCGCGCCUCACGGCUCCUCGAGCGCGUACAUCGCCUCGGGUGUCCAUCCCUCGGUUGAUGUCCAUCGCCGGCGUCGGGCUCACCACCUUCGUCGCAGGGCACUCGCCGUUCGCCAAGCAGCCACGCGCGCGGUCGGCGUCGUUCGCGAACGCGCGCCGAACUUCACCGGGACGUCACGUCGCGCGACGCACCGCCUACUCGUCCUCGUCAUCAUCGUCUCGCGGGUCCCCAACCCGCCUCGCCCGUCGUCGCGUCGCCCGUCUCGCGGCGUCCGGACAGGACGCUUCCCAGACGCGCUCGGACGCCGCGCCGAAGAAGAUGAGCCCGCUCGCGUACGUCAACGAGUCCACCAAGUUCAUCGUCAGCGGCGCGUGCCUCGCCGUGCUGCUCACCCAUCCCAACGUCCCGGUGUGCUGGUGCCUCAGCGGCAGCGUGUUCAACUCCCUCAACAGCAAGCUCCUCAAGCGCCUGAUCAACGAGAGCAGGCCGGAGGGCGCGACGAAGCUCGACCCGGGGAUGCCGUCCUCGCACGCGGUAUCCCUUAGUUACCUCUCCACGUACGCGGCUUGCGCGUUGCUCUUACGGGGCGGCGGCUACCCCGACGUUCCCGGCGCUUGGCCCGUCCACCCGUCGUUGGUCCGCCCCGGCGCGUGCGCCCUCGUCGCCCUCGGCGUCUUCCUCACGUGGCUCAGGGUGCGUUUGGGGUACCACAACAACGCGCAGGUGUGCGUCGGGUACGGCAUCGGCGCCGUCACGUCGCUGGGGUGGCUGUGGUGCGGCGAGAACGUGGUGGGUCCCGCGCUGGCCACGGACCCGAACGCGAUAAAGUACGUCCAGGGUUUGGUGGGUUUCGCGUCGGCGAUCUUUCUGCCGGUGUCGGCGCGUUGGUUCGGGGAGGCGAGGGAGUGGUUCGCGAGGCGGCGCGAGGCGAGGGCGGCGAAGCGCGAGUAGUGACGUAGCGUAAGACUCUAGAGCUAGCAGGCGGAUGCGACGUGUAACUUAUGUCAAGUGAUG